Messenger RNA from Adelges cooleyi (spruce gall adelgid), 1442 nucleotides. It is a transcript of the gene Stoml2, whose product is annotated as stomatin-like protein 2, mitochondrial. The transcript is spliced from 9 exons. NCBI's taxonomy places the organism in Eukaryota, Metazoa, Arthropoda, Insecta, Hemiptera, Adelgidae. Bases 269 to 1291 code for a protein of 340 amino acids. The record is from RefSeq and is a predicted model, not a curated record. Gene Ontology annotation, cellular component: membrane.
UAUGUUUUUCGGCAUUUGUAUUUUUCAGAUGAAUUAUUAUUGUUUAAAUUAUCUACCUACCCUUACCGAAAACCAUGUUAGAACUUUAGAAGUUUCAUCGUUGAUCGUUCAUUAAUUGAUCCGUGUAUACUUCACUGAAAGUCGAGUUUUAGUAAUUAUUUUAUGUAAAUUAAUAGUCUAACCAGCUUCAGUCUUCAUCGACAAUUAGUAUAUUCUGAACGGGUUAAAGUAAUAUACAAAUUUAAUAUAGUAGGUAAAAUUAUUUAUCAUGUUUGUGUGCAAGACUAACACCAUGAGAAUCGCAUCAAUUUUAAAGAAUCAAAGAAUAACACCAAAUCCUAUCCAGGCAACAUUUAAUUUAGCUAGAUUUAAAAGUUCCAAUCCGUUUAACACUGGUAUUUUAUUUGUGCCACAACAAGAGGCAUGGAUAGUUGAACGAAUGGGUAAAUUUUGCCGAAUUUUAGAGCCUGGUUUAAAUUUUUUGAUUCCAGUAUUAGAUCGUAUAGGUUACGUACAGAGUCUGAAAGAAUUGGCAAUCGAUAUUCCUAAGCAAAGUGCUGUCACUAUGGACAAUGUAACACUAAACAUAGACGGUGUUUUAUACCUGAGAGUCAAAGAUCCGUACUUGGCGAGUUAUGGCGUUGAAGAUCCAGAGUUUGCUAUUACACAGUUAGCUCAAACCACUAUGAGGUCAGAGUUAGGAAAAAUAUCAUUAGAUAAAGUUUUUAGGGAAAGAGAAAAUCUAAAUUACGCAAUUGUCGAAAGUCUUAACAAGGCGAGUGCGUCGUGGGGAUUGGUGUGUUUCCGAUAUGAAAUCCGUGAUAUAAAACUUCCUAACAGAGUACAAGAAGCCAUGCAAAUGCAAGUUGAGGCGGAACGAAAAAAACGUGCCGCCAUAUUAGACUCGGAAGGUAUAAGAGAAGCCGAUAUCAAUGUUGCUGAGGGAAAAAGGCAAUCUACAAUUUUGGCUUCAGAGGCUGAUCAACAGGAACAGAUCAACCGAGCUCAAGGAGAAGCGAAUGCAUUGUUAGCUGUAGCCGAAGCUAAGGCCAAAGGGAUUCGACUUGUUGCCGACGCUCUAAAACAAUCAGACGGAUACAACGCCGCGUCUUUGAAGUUAGCAGAAUCUUAUGUAGAGGCUUUUGGAAAAUUGGCCAAGUCCACAAAUACUGUUAUUAUUCCAAGUAACACUUCUGAUGUUCCAUCAAUGGUUACGCAGGCAUUAUCUAUUUACAAGUCAUUAACUAGUGAGUCAGAUAAGUCGAUGAAAUCGUGUAAAGAAGAUAAAUAAAGUAUAUUUUACAAAAUAAAAUGAAUUUAUAAUUAAUUUUUUGUUAUAUUAAAAAAAAAAAAGUUCAAUGGUUUUAAAACUUGUUUUGCAAUAUUACAAGUUGUUUUUUGUGUCAUUCUUAUAAUUAAAAUUCUUGAAACACGUUUGUAAA